UUCUGGGGCUCACUCGCGAGUUGAUGUCAGCUCGGGCAGGCGCAGUAGUGCCAUCAUGGCGGCACCUUUUCCGUCUCGUGAAGGUAGUUGACACAAUGGAAUGAAGUGUAAAUACAAGGGAUUUAUUAUAUACAAACAGAACGGAAGCCGGAUAUGCUUUUGACUGCUUGUAUGGGACAGCUUCAUUGAUUGCUGGAGGGUCUAGUUGGAGACACGAUCAUGUUCAGCGCUUUGCUCCAAAACACGAGGGUGCUCCUGCAGCAUUUGGACGGGUAUUUCCCCACAUUCUCUUUCUGUACUAGGACGCUAGUGUCAAACAGUGCGCGGGGUCCUUCGCAACACGUGAAUCCUCCGCCGUCGGGCUUAAUUUCCGAGUUGUUGGACGAUGAGUCCGAGGAUGUGCAGGCAGGUAGGAGGACUAGGAGAACGGCGAGCGAGUGUUCGGUCCUGCUUUUCCCGGGGCAGGGCAGCCAGUUUGUGGGCAUGGGCCAAGGACUGCUGAAGUACGGAAGCGUCCGGGAAAUGUUCCGCGUUUCCCACAAAGUACUGGGUUACGAUCUGCUCUCCUUGUGCCUAAAUGGACCUAAAGAGGAUUUGGACAAGACGAUCCAUUGCCAGCCUGCUGUGUUCGUCACCUCCCUGGCUGCCGUGGAAAGACUGAAUCACGAAAUGCCUCAGGCUGUAGAAAAUUGCGUGGCUGUGGCGGGCUUCAGUGUCGGAGAGUAUGCGGCCUUAGUGUUUGCGGGAUCCAUGGAUUUUACGGAAGGUAGGAUGCUUAGUUACCAAUUACCGGCCAUGCUAUUAGUAAACACGGCAGCGUUUCAGCAAAAAAGCGUAGUGCCUCGAUGGCUGCUCCACCUGCUGUUCGGUGUCUGUCAUGUCGUUCCUGCAGCUUUGUAUGCGGUGAAGGUGCGAGCCGAAGCCAUGCAGGAGGCCUCGGACCGUGUACCCAGCGGGAUGCUGUCGGUCGUUGGCCGGCCCAAGGCCAAUUAUAACUACGCCUGCCUUCAGGCUCGAGAGCACUGCUUGUCAGUGGGGAUCAAAAACCCUGUCUGUGCUGUCGCCAGCUACCUUUUCCCCGAUGGAAGGGUUAUCGCUGGUCACCAGGAGGCGCUGGACUUCUUGCAGAAGAACUCGAGGCAGCUGUACUUCCAGCGUGUGCGUCAGCUGCCUGUCAGCGGCGCCUUCCACACUCCCCUGAUGCAGCCCGCAGUGGAGCCGCUGCGCCAGGUGCUCAGCCAGGUGACUGUACGAAGGCCCCAAGUGGCGGUGCAUGCCAACGUGGACGGCAAACGCUACGCUCACGAGGGCCAAGUGCGUCGGCUACUGGCCCAGCAACUAGUAGCACCAGUCUGCUGGGAGCAGACGCUGCAUGCCGUGUACGAGCGGGCACAGGGUCAGGACUUCCCCUGUACCUAUGAGGUUGGCCCUGGACGCCAACUGGGUUCCAUGCUACAGAAGGUCAACCUGAAAGCUUUCCGGAGCUAUGCACAUGUUAAUGUGGUUGCCCCUCAGGACUGAUGGCAGUAGCAUGCCACAUUGUUUUGGGGCAGAAUUGAGA
Molecule: messenger RNA, 1561 nt
Organism: Scleropages formosus (Asian bonytongue)
Lineage: Eukaryota; Metazoa; Chordata; Actinopteri; Osteoglossiformes; Osteoglossidae
Gene: mcat
Product: malonyl CoA:ACP acyltransferase (mitochondrial)
Exons: 3
Coding region: 220-1521 (433 amino acids)
Molecular function (GO): transferase activity
Source: RefSeq, a predicted model, not a curated record